Molecule: messenger RNA, 7176 nt
Organism: Haliotis rufescens (red abalone)
Lineage: Eukaryota; Metazoa; Mollusca; Gastropoda; Lepetellida; Haliotidae
Exons: 9
Coding region: 914-6550 (1878 amino acids)
Biological process (GO): proteolysis
Molecular function (GO): protein binding; cysteine-type endopeptidase activity
Source: RefSeq, a predicted model, not a curated record
GACAAGUCGACCAUCUAUAUACAUGUGUACAUUGUAUAAUUCCCAAUCACCGCCCCCUGUACUGAUGUGACAUGUCGACACACUUAUUGUAAUUUUUGUUGUAGUACUAGUUGUGAUUUAAUUGUUGCUGAUAUCAUUCCAUGGCAAUUCAACUGGAAUCAUAGCUGAUCUGCAAAUGAGAGCAAUGUACUAGAACGUAGUUUUGUGAAAUCAUGAUUUAACUAGGACAUCUCGAUUGCCCGUGGUGGUAGUAUUUGGGCCUCAAAUAGGGCUGUAUGGGUCAACACAUCACUCAGGUUUAAAUUGGUAAAGGGGAAUUUGUUAUAGAAUGUAUUGCAUGAUAAUAGAUUUAAUCAACAAGGAUAAGCUGGAAUUGAAUAGUUACACUACAUGAUACACUAGAGAGGAUGAACAAGUCAGUAACAACUGCUAAAAGAUUAACUAAAACCGCAGGAGGGCAGCCAUAUAUAAUCUGAUCAUUUAACAGGCAUAGUCAUAUACAUUUGGUACGAUGCAUUUACAAAUUUAUUAAAAUAUAGUAAAAAACUGUACAGAGCCGUUCAUGGGAGUAAGGCCAAGUGCUGUUGUCACAGAACAUAUAUUUAUAUCUCUACCUGUCACCAGUAUGACGUCAUAUGUUUCUCCUUUUGUGUUGGAUUGCACAGACGUUGUGCAUUUGUAUACAGCGCAUGUGGCCAAACCCGGUCGGUCAUGUGACUUAUUGUAACUAAAGGUAACACUAUAAAGUCAGGGACUGGCGUAAUGCGGUGCUGCAUUUAGAGCUAGUACUGGACUCAGGCAGUGCUUGGUCACAGCUGAGGCACCAACAUCAGACGAUCGGCAAACAAAUAAAGAGGAUGCUUACAUUAAAGUGAAAGGUACCACUGGCGACGCUCAGUAUACAGAAGAAAAUAUGGCUGCUUCUGAGGGUGGUUGGAGGACGGGCCAUAAGGCACAGCCUCCAGAUGAGAAAAGAACCAAGAUGCAAGAGGAUUGCUAUAAAAUGGACUCAGAGCCAAGAGGACUUUGUUAUAUAUUCAAUAACAAACGCUUUGAGGGGAGAAAACUACGAAUAGGAACUGAGAAAGAUAGGGAUCUCUUGAGAAAAGUAUGGAAAACGUUACAGUUUGAGGUUAAAACCUUUGAUGACCUCAAGAAACAGGAAAUGGAAGAAAAGCUGCAGGAGCUGGCCAGGCUGGACGUUCACAAGGACAAUGACUGUGUUGUGGUUUUCUUCUUGACGCAUGGGGACAACGGGACAGUACAGGGAUCAGAUAACGAGUGGUUGACAAUCGACAGUAUCAUAUCUCCGUUCAAAGCUGCAAACUGUCCUUUACUGGCUGGCAAACCAAAGUUAUUCUUCUUUCAGUCAUGCAGAGGAAAGCAAGAUCAAAAAGUUCAGUUCAACGUAGAUGGUGGUAAAACUCCAGUCCCUACCGAAAUCAAAGUUGAGAUUGACAAGAUGGCUUUAACCGAGGGCGAUUUUUUCUUCGGUUUUCCCACAGUGGCGGGGACAAAGGCUCGCAGAAACGAGGAGAAUGGCUCAUGGUUUAUUCAAGAGCUCGUCCAAACACUUCAGGAAUCAGCAGAUAGGGAAGACCUAGAAAGUUUGAUGACCACCACACGUCGUCGAGUGAACAAGCAUCGGUGUGAAACGGCUGACGGAACAUCUAUUAUGCAGACAGCUGAAUCAAAGACGACUCUGUUUAAAAAGGUUUACUUUAAAGGCAAAGUAUCAAGAAAAGCCAACUGCAGUACUGGACAAUCGGAACUGGACAAUCUAGUCAGUGAUGCAUUGAACCUUAUCAAGCAGGCCGAUUCAAACAAGCAUGUAUCUACAAACGGUGAGAGGUCUGCAUACAAUCUAAUACAACAGCAAGGAUCUGUCUUCAUAAAAGGAAAGUCAGGCUCAGGGAAAUCUACACUUGGUCUGACGAUUUUAGCAAGAGUAUCAAGAGAAACAAGCCGGUCGCCAGUCGUGCUUUCAUCAUGGAAUGAAUGGAAUCUGAUUCCUAAGGUUAAUCACGAGAACCACCAGGGGGAUGAAAGUACUGAACAGAAAAAGUAUGUGGUGUUAAUCGAUGAUAUAUUUGGAUCAAGUAAUCUGGUUGAAUCAGAUGUGAAUAUAUGGGUCAAGUUGUUUGACCGACUUUGGCAAAAUGUGGAAUCAGGUCAUGUAUGGCUUGUCAUUACCUCAAGAUCUGAAAUAUGUUUACAGUGUGAUGCCAAAAUCAGGAAGUACAAACUCAUAAAAACUAUUCAGUGCAUGGUUCUAGAUGAAGGAGAAUAUGUUUUCACACCAGGAGAAAAACUUGAAAUGAUAGAAAAGAUAUGUGGAGAUAAAUUCUUUAAUCAUCAUGAACGUAAUGACAUUGUUAGAAUGACCACUGUCCUCGGUUUUCCACAGUGUUGUACAUUCUUUGCAUCAAGCAAGGAAGCACAAUCAAAAGGCAAGGAGUUCUUCAAAAGACCACAUGAGUUCGUUUCUGAGGAAAUAACGAGAAUGCAGGAAUGUGAUGGAAUUGGUCACCUUGUCCUCCUUCUAACGUUGAUGAAAGAUGGUAACCUCAGCUCCGAUCAACUGAAACCCUCUACCUAUAAAGAAGAACUUGCGUCCACGGUUGAGUAUCUCAAAGAAUGUUGCAACAUUUCUACAGUUGUCACAGCGGCACACAUUAAAUCAAAGAUAGAGGAUUUCUGUGGAGUGUAUUUAGUCAAAACGGGAAAAAUCUACCAGUUCCAGCAUCAAUCUAUACAUGACGUUGUAUUUAUCAAUAUUUCAAAACGGGAACCUGAAAUUGCUAUACGCAAUUGCCCACCAAAGAUGCUGGUGGAAUUGAUGCAUACAAAGCAGAUGAACGAGAGUGACUUAGCCGUUAUCCUAGCCAGAGAUGAUUACCAUAUAUUAGCUGACAAGAUCACAGAUCUUCUUCUGUCAAAAAGCUACAGUGACAUUCUUGAUCAUCCUUCUUUACGUCAUGAGGAAUUUGUGAAGUUUCUGGUAGAAAGUUGGCGGGAAAAUAUGAAGUUAACUGAAGUUAUACAGAAAAAGCACGAGGUGAAAUGUGUUAAGUGGGACGUUCCCUCUUCUGAAGGAGAUGAUGAUUUAGAUUCAAGUUUUGGUUUUUAUCAUUAUUCACUUACCCUUUUCAACUAUACUUCCCUUAUCUCUGAUGUCAUUUUACAGGGGUUGAUGUUACUCCUGAAUGACAUACUGUCUGAUGUGUGCCACAAAGUUGAUACAACAGAAUUACUGGCACCUGCUCUGUAUAUCCAGGAUAACCAGCUUGUGCAAAAGCUGCUAGACAAGUGUAGAACAGAUCUGUCUGAUUGCUUCCUGGCACUAUGUGUUUCUCCGGCUAUUGAUCAAGAUAUCAAGGAACGUCUGACACAGAAUAUUACCUCAGAGAUACCUCAGCCGUACGAUGUACUCCUUGUCACUGUGUUAGUUGGAAAUAAGUACUUAGUGAAACAUAUACUACAAUAUCUUAAAAAUGACAAGGAUAUUGUAUCAAGGUGUCAGGAAAUAUUAAAGCUUUCAUUGCUUCAUCAGGGGUGUAACUGUUUAAGCAGUUCUCCAAAUACAUGUCAGGACUCUACCAUCAUGUGUACAAUCUUACACAUGUUGAUAUCUUUGAUACCUGCCAACUGCCCCCUUCAAGAUAUCACAGAUGGAAAAGGUAAUACACUUCUACAUCUGGCUGUUCAGACAGGAAAUCUUUACUACACCAACGUGUUUUUAAAUGAACAAAAUAGCCAGCAUCUUCCAUUAGAUCCACAAUGCGUACACUGGUUAAAUACAGAUGGUAGUACUCCGCUCCACCUAGCAGCAGGGAAUGAAAGUUGUGAGAUAGUGAAACGACUCCUAGACGAGGGGGCUUGCGUAUCCACACAAAACAAAGAUGGUGAUACUCCUCUUCACCAGGCAGCAUCAUGGGGACAUACUAAGACAGUAAAACUACUUCUGGAUGAGAAGGCUUAUGUAUCUACACCAAACAAAGAUGGUGAUACUCCUCUACAUCUAGCUCCACCCCGGGGACAAAGUGAGACAGUAAAACUACUUCUAAACAAGGGGGCUGGUGUAUGCACACAAAACAAAGAUGGUGAUACACCUCUACACAUGGUAGCAAAGUGGGGACAGAUUGAGACAGUAAAACUACUUCUAGACAACGCAGCAGAUGUAUCUACACAAAACAAAGAUGAUGAUACCCCUCUACACCUAGCAGGAUCGCGGGGUCAUAGUGAGACAGUAAAACUGCUUCUAGACAAAAAGGCUGAAGUAUCUACACAAAACAAAGAUGGUAAUACUCCUCUACACCUGGCAGCAUCGCGGGGACAUAGUGAAACAGUAAAACUACUUCUAGAGAAGGAGGCUGAUGUAUCAGCACAAAACAAAGAAGGUAAUACUCCUCUACAUCUAGCAGCACAUUGGGGACAUAGUGAGGCAGUGAAACUACUUCUAGACAAGAAGGCUGAUGUAUCUACACAAAACAAAGAUGGUAAUACUCCUCUACACCUAGCAGCAUCGCGGGGACAUAGUGAAACAGUAAAACUACUUCUAGAGAAGGAGGCUGAUGUAUCAGCACAAAACAAAGAUGGUAAUACUCCUCUACAUCUAGCAGCACAUUGGGGACAUAGUGAGGCAGUGAAACUCCUUCUAGACAAGAAGGCUGAUGUAUCUGCACAAAACAAAGAUGGUAAUACUCCUCUACACCUAGCAGCAUCGCGGGGACAUAGUGAGACAGUAAAACUACUUCUAGAGAAGGAGGCUGAUGUAUCAGCACAAAACAAAGAUGGUAAUACUCCUCUACAUCUAGCAGCACCUUGGGGACAUAGUGAGGCAGUUAAACUACUUCUAGACAAGGCAGUAGAUGUAUCUACACAAAACAGGGAUGGUGAUACUCCUCUACACCUAGCAGCAUCGCGGGGUUAUAGUGAGACAGUAAAACUACUUCUAGACAAAAAGGGUCAUGUAUAUACACAAAACAGGGAUGGUGAUACUCCUCUACACCUAGCAGCACCUUGGGGACAUAGUGAGGCAGUGAAACUACUUCUAGACAAGAAGGCUGAUGUAUCUACACAAAACAAAGAUGGUGACACUCCUCUACACCUAGCAGCAUCACGGGGACAUAGUGAGACUGUAAAACUACUUCUUGAGAAGGAGGCUGAUGUAUCUUCACCAAACAAAGAUGGUAACACUCCUCUACAUCUAGCAGCACCUUGGGGACAUAGUGAGGCAGUUAAACUACUUCUAGACAAGGCAGUAGAUGUAUCUACACAAAACAAAGAUGGUGAUACUCCUCUACACCUAGCAUCAUCGCGGGGUCAUAGUGAGACAGUAAAGCUACUUCUAGAUGAGAAGGCUUAUGUAUCUACACCAAACAAAGAUGGUGAUACUCCUCUACAUCUAGCAGCAUCGCGGGGUCAUAGUGAGACAGUAAAACUGCUUCUAGACAAAAAGGCUGAUGUAUCUACACAAAACAAAGAUGGUAAUACUCCUCUACACCUAGCAGCAUCGCGGGGACAUAGUGAGACAGUAAAACUACUUCUAGACAAAAAGGCUCAUGUAUCUACACAAAACAGGGAUGGUGAUACUCCUCUACACCUAGCAGCAUCGCGGGGACAUAGUGAGGCAGUGAAACUACUUCUAGACAAGAAGGCUGAUGUAUCAGCACAAAACAAAGAUGGUGAUACUCCUCUACACCUAGCAGCCCUUUGGGGACAUAGUGAGGCAGUGAAACUACUUCUAGACAAGAAGGCUGAUGUAUCCACACAAAACAGGGAUGGAUAUACUCCUCUACACCUAGCAGCAUCGCGGGGACAUAGUGAAACAGUAAAACUACUUCUAGACAAAAAGGCUCAUGUAUCUACACAAAACAAAGAUGGUGAUACUCCUCUACACCUAGCAGCACCUUGGGGACAUAGUGAGGCAGUGAAACUACUUCUAGACAAGAAGGCUGAUGUAUCAGCACAAAACAAAGAUGGUGAUACUCCUCUACACCUAGCAGCAUCGCGGGGACAUAGUGAGACAGUAAAACUACUUCUAGACAAGAAGGCUGAUGUAUCUACACAAAACAAAGAUGGUGAUACUCCUCUACACCUAGCAGCACGUUGGGGACAUAGUGAGGCAGUGAAACUACUUCUAGACAAGAAGGCUGAUGUAUCAGCACAAAACAAAGAUGGUGAUACUCCUCUACACCUAGCAGCAUCGCGGGGUCAUAGUGAGACAGUAAAACUACUUCUAGACAAAAAGGCUCAUGUUUCUACACAAAACAGGGAUGGUGAUACUCCUCUACACCUAGCAGCACGUUGGGGACAUAGUGAGGCAGUGAAACUACUUCUAGACAAGAAGGCUGAUGUAUCAGCACAAAACAAAGAUGGUGAUACUCCUCUACACCUAGCAGCCCGUUGGGGACAUAGUGAGGCAGUGAAACUACUUCUAGACAAGAAGGCUGAUGUAUCCACACAAAACAGGGAUGGAUAUACUCCUCUACACCUAGCACAAUCACGGGGACAUGGUGAGACAGUGAAACUACUUCUGGUCAAGUAGGCUGAUGUAUCAAAUCAAAACAAAAAUGGUCUUACCCCUCUGCACCUAGCAAUAUCGCUGGGACAUAGUGAGACAGUAAAAUUACUUCGAGACAGGGGGGUCGGGGGCAGAUAUAUGUACACAAGACAAACAAAUUAUACUUCUCUACCCCCAUCAGCAUGUUGAGACAGCAAACGGCUCCUAGAGUCACUAAUGCCCGAGCUGAAGGAUGAAAUCCCUGUCAAUAUCCAAUUGUAAAGCAAUUCCGCCUAUCAGCAGGUGGGUGGGUACAAUUGAUGAUACAUUGACUGCAUGAAUGCAAGGAGCAAGUUACUUACAAAGAAACCGUCAAAAAUCAACCAUAUUACCCUAGAUAACUGAUGUUUUUUUCUUACUUUUCUUUUUCAUCAUUUGUUUUUGUUUUUCCGUUAGAUUAUGUUGAUUUGUAUUGCAAUUGUAUGUCUUAUUUUCCCGGGUUUUCAUGUUGCACAUUUACAAUAUACAGGAACAUCGCUCAUAAACACACCCAAACAUUUGUUCCUGUCAACCGGAACCUUUCACAACAUGGUCGGAACAAUUUUAUGUAAUCCUGAUAUUUUUUCUGGGUCGGAACUUAAUUAAAGCAGAACAAAGGCAUGCUUACACAA